GCACUCGCGGGCGCGCGCGCGGACGGCCGGGCGGCGGCAGCGUCUCACGGAGCUGGUGGCUUCACUUUCCAGGACUCGGGGGCGGCCACAGCAGCAGCCGCGGGCAACAGCCUCGGGAGCCGGAGCUGGAACGGCCGCGGGCGGCGGCGGAGGCGCUGAGGGAUCUAAAAUGUCCACUGAGGCACAAAGAGUUGAUGACAGCCCAAGCACUAGUGGAGGAAGUUCUGAUGGAGACCAACGUGAAAGUGUUCAGCAAGAACCAGAAAGAGAGCAAGUUCAGCCCAAGAAAAAGGAGGGAAAAAUAUCCAGCAAAACAGCUGCUAAAUUGUCAACUAGUGCUAAAAGAAUUCAGAAGGAACUUGCAGAGAUUACGUUGGACCCUCCUCCCAACUGUAGAAUAAAAAGCUCGGAGAUGAACGUUAAAUGGCUUGGCCUAAGGCCCCAGUCACAUAUCCAUGCUGGACCCAAAGGAGACAACAUUUAUGAAUGGAGGUCAACUAUAUUGGGACCCCCAGGAUCUGUCUAUGAAGGAGGGGUGUUCUUUCUUGACAUUACCUUUUCACCAGACUAUCCGUUUAAACCCCCUAAGGUUACCUUCCGAACAAGAAUCUAUCACUGUAAUAUUAACAGCCAGGGCGUCAUCUGUCUGGACAUCCUAAAGGACAACUGGAGUCCAGCCCUAACCAUUUCUAAAGUUCUCCUCUCCAUCUGCUCACUUCUUACAGAUUGCAACCCUGCUGACCCUCUGGUGGGCAGCAUUGCCACACAGUACAUGACCAACAGAGCAGAGCACGACCGGAUGGCCAGACAGUGGACCAAGCGGUAUGCCACAUAGGGGCCUGCUGCUUGCUGCCCCCGCCGGACCUGUGCAAGCACAUUCACCAAGUGCAUCAAUAGCCCUACCCAACCCCCUGCCCUGACCUCGGUUCUUAUUUUCUUAUUUUUAUUAAAUUUUGAACCUUUUUCUGAUGGUAUGUCAUCCAUACCCCACUCCCUUUUCCCUCCCUCCUCUUCCUCCUUUUCCUUCUCUUUUCCCUCUACCCACCCCUCCCCCCUUCUCAAUUUAUUCCCUUUUUUGAUUUCUAUUAACUUGAAAGAUUUGGGGUUUUUUUUCCCACCUCAACAUGGAUGGGAAUUUUGUUUUCAGUGCAAACAAUGUUGGAUCUAUAAUAGUAAGAGCUUUCUUACAAAGCUUUGUAUUACUGUGUGGUUUUGUUUUUUGUUGUUGUUUGUUUUAUUUUUUUCCUUUCAUGUGAUCUUUGGGAAAACACGAAUUCAGAAUUCUAUCUCAUUUCUACUUAAAUGUAGUGCUUAGGGUUAAUUUUUUGUACUGAAGUCUUUAUUGGUGGGUGCAUGCUACUGGGAACAAGUUUUUGUACAAAAGCUUCAAUCAGAAUCACUGUGCAUUACUGAGACUCUGUUUAUCACUAGCCUUCUGUCCCCCACACAGAAGACUGUUGGAUUGAACAAAAUAAUAUGUAUUUUGAUUUACUUAAAGUGCUUGUAAAUUUCUUAGGGACCUGCCACUUUUGACUGUGGAUCAGUUGAUGUACACUUGUAUUAUUAAAGCACUCAAUAAAUCACUGUGGCUGGUAAAUGCA
This is a messenger RNA of Neogale vison (American mink), 1601 nucleotides long. It is a transcript of the gene UBE2E2, whose product is annotated as ubiquitin conjugating enzyme E2 E2. Gene Ontology annotation, cellular component: nucleus. Gene Ontology annotation, biological process: protein polyubiquitination. Gene Ontology annotation, molecular function: ubiquitin conjugating enzyme activity. The transcript is spliced from 7 exons. The record is from RefSeq and is a predicted model, not a curated record. Lineage: Eukaryota; Metazoa; Chordata; Mammalia; Carnivora; Mustelidae. Bases 170 to 835 code for a protein of 221 amino acids.